UCCCUGUGUCAUUUCUAGAAAUGAAAGCUCGUCCAUUUGUAGCAGUUUCUGGAUGUUUUCUGACUUAUCUUGGUCUUGGUGUAAUACAUCUGUUUGGAAACAUCAAUCCUUACAUAACGUCUUACCUCAGAAAAAGAGUUGACAAUAACACAACAUAUGAACAGACUGCCUGGCUUAUCUACACAACUGAAUCUGUAGGUUCACUGUUCUUCUGUGGAGUUUGGCUGGCUGAUCGGAUUGGGCAUCGGUCUAGCAUCCUGAUUGGUACUGUUAUUUUCAGUUUUGGAACGGCAGCGACGUAUUGGACUAUACAACACAGUUUGGAAGCUACGAUUGCCACCUUAGGAGUGGUUGUUAAUGUUGGAUUUGACUGUUGUUAUGGCUUUCCAUUAGCUACAGCAAUGAUGUGGUUCCCCAACAAUAAGGGUCUCAUGGCUGGAAUAGUGUCUGCAGGGAUGGCUCUCACUCCAGUUCUAAUGAAUAGCUUGCAUACAUUCUUUGUGAACCCUAAUAACCUUCAAACUGAUGCUGAUGGAUAUUUCUAUGACCCUGGAAUUUUGGAUCGUGUCCCUACCUUGUUCCUGAUAAUAGGAGGUAUACAAGGGGGUAUUUUACUUAUUGGAGUACUUCUGUACCAAGAACCUCCAUCAGAGAUAAAUGAGGGGAAAGAAGUUGAAAGGUCUUCUGCAUCAGCACAAAGAGAAUCGGACUGUGAAGACAAGACGUGUAUAUUAGCCUUUCAAGAAGACUCAACCAAUCAGAAAGUAGAAGAAACACAACCAUCAUUUUCAAGAAAAGUUGGUGUGGUACCAAAAGAAGCUUUGAGAAUGAAAGAAUUUUAUAUUCUAUUGAUAAUGUGCGUUGGUUCGUUACAUUCAUCACUGUUUGUGAAUAAUUUUUAUAAGACGUAUGGACAAACAUUUAUAAAUGAUGACACCUUUCUAGCUGGAACGGGAUCUGCAUCUGGAGUUGUCCACGCUGUCCUUAGGGUGGUUAUGGGCCUAGUGCUGGACAAAAUAUCUUUCAAGUUAACAAGCCUGAUUUUGACGGGGUUGAAGACAGUGCUGCUAUUUACGCUGGUAGCGACAUCUUACGGUGGAAAAGUGAUGUUUGUAAUCUGGAUUUGUGGAAUAUUUGCUGCGUUUCCUGUUGAGUUUGUGUGCAUUCCUGCCGCUAUUGCUGAAGUGUUUGGGAAGAAACACACAGCUAUGAUUUAUGGAAUGAUCUACUUUGUAGCAGGUACUUCUAUUAUUAUCUGGCCUCCGAUGUUUCAAGUAAUUAUUCCGUACUUCGGAUGGUUUGGAACAUUUUGUUUGAUUGGGAGUAUUUCGUUUAUUGGUUUUCUUGCGACAAUGUUUUUUCCUGAAAAACAUCACACACAACCAACAAAGCUGACAGUUUGUAAUGAAGAAAAAGAAAAAGUCUUUUACGGGACUGUUGUAUUACGGAAAUGAACCAAUCAUUGUCCGUAUCACUUCAUUAUUUACAGUCCAUACUUCUGAUUGGAUACAGAAGAUGUAUUUAAAUAAAGAAGAUUAACUCUUAUGUUUUCCUUUUCUCCAUAAAGUAUGCUUAACUGUUUUCAUGGUAAGGUGUGUUUUACUGUUGAUCCUGUUUGUUGUAGUUAUGGAAAAUAAGCUGAGUUGUUGUCGAAAAGCUUUAUUAUAAACUUUUAAAAACUGUUACUACACUAGAAUUA
Limulus polyphemus (Atlantic horseshoe crab) is the source of this 1699-nucleotide messenger RNA. RefSeq lists its product as uncharacterized. The record is from RefSeq and is a predicted model, not a curated record. Lineage: Eukaryota; Metazoa; Arthropoda; Merostomata; Xiphosura; Limulidae. Gene Ontology annotation, molecular function: transmembrane transporter activity. The transcript has 9 exons. Bases 21 to 1454 code for a protein of 477 amino acids. Gene Ontology annotation, biological process: transmembrane transport.